Molecule: messenger RNA, 909 nt
Organism: Penicillium arizonense
Lineage: Eukaryota; Fungi; Ascomycota; Eurotiomycetes; Eurotiales; Aspergillaceae
Exons: 2
Coding region: 1-909 (302 amino acids)
Source: RefSeq, a predicted model, not a curated record
AUGUCCGACGAUGAGUACUACUACGAAUACGAGGAGGACGAUUACCAGUACGCAGACGAAGUCCCAGAACUAGUCGACGACCUCGCCGCCUCCGCGUACCACGAUGCCACCGGCCUAUUCCUCGACGCGGAUAGCGAUGUAGAAGAUUACUUCGCCGACCUGGAAUACCAAUCAGACGAUUAUUACGAUAACGACCCAACGGCCGACAAAGGUGCCGUAAGGGAAAUCGGAACGAAGAAUGCGCCGGCAACAACAAAACGCCAGACCAAGAAAGCCCAGCCUACAGCCGCAGCAACAAAGGCUAAGUCCCCUGUCGUUCUGGACAUCAAAUCUUUCCAAGGCGUAAUCUGGAAAACGUCCAGUCUGGAUCGGGACCAGGACGUCGCCAUCCUCUACGAACCGCACACGGGCGAACAAGUCGCGCUGUUGAAGAACUGGCGGGAGGAAUUCAAGCAUGCCCAGCCUGCGCUGGAUAAAUCACGAUUGAAGAGGCGGCGGGUGGAGGAAUCACUGGCAGCGGAUGACGCGUCGCUGUCCGAGGCGGAUAAUGAAAUGGAGCCCGAAGAACUCGAAGGUGAAGGCGACGAACCUGACAGCUCCGAUGAGAUGGACGACUCUGCGUCGCGCGAUGAGUCCAGUCUCGAUACUGGAGAUGCCUCAAAUACAACACCCGACACGGAUUGCGUCCAUUCAAUGAAACUGCCUUCGCCACCGAAGGUCGUGAUCCCGGUUAAGAGAGGGCGGAAGCGGAAAGCGGCGCCACAGCAGGAUGUUCCUAGUGAGGAUAUGGCGCCGCCGAGGGCGAAGAAGGUUGAGUCUCGGAAAGGUGGGAGUGAUACGGCUAAGGCCAAAGGGCGUGGCGGUUCGACUGGACCGCCUGUGCGCAGGUCGGCUCGGCAGAAGAAGUAG